Messenger RNA from Petromyzon marinus (sea lamprey), 5203 nucleotides. RefSeq lists its product as uncharacterized. Gene Ontology annotation, molecular function: nucleic acid binding. The record is from RefSeq and is a predicted model, not a curated record. Gene Ontology annotation, biological process: DNA integration. NCBI's taxonomy places the organism in Eukaryota, Metazoa, Chordata, Hyperoartia, Petromyzontiformes, Petromyzontidae.
CGGGCCCGGAGGAGCGAGCGGGGCGAGGGCGACAGGCGGGGGACGCGCUGAGGGGGAUGCUGAACGUGCGCAAGGACAACAAGCCCGCGCAGGCCUGCGCGUCGGUGACCGACAGGAGCUGGCGAUCGGGUGACACGGAGCGACGAGGGAGGUGCGACCCUGGAAGGAGAACCUUCCCUCGCCCGGAGAGUGGUCAAGUCAUCUGCUACCGUUGCAGACUGCCGGGACACAUCUCUCUUGGUUGCCAUGCCACACGGGGGACAACACGCCAGACUGCCAUCGCCGUCGUCUUCCCCUCGGCCAACCCCAUCUCUGCAAGUGUCCCCAAACAAGUCGCGGCACACCUCACACUCGGUCCUUGCAGUCACUUAACUCAUCACGCUCGGGCGUCAGUUCGUGUUCGUCCGGCGUUCACUCUCGUCGGGUUGCACAGCGGGAGAGUCGGGUGUUGCCGAAUUAAGGAUGUCCUCUACGACCUGUUCAGAGGUCGGAAUUGACCCAUCGUGUCAUUGCCGCGGCGGUGGGAUCGUCGGCUGUAAUUUUGACAAUACAGGGGGUGGAGGUACGCAUGCUAAUUGACACAGGAGCAUCCGCUACCAUCAUUUCUGCUACGAUUUUUUAUAUUUUCCCCCUGAAAUCUCGCGCCCUGUCUCUUGUUAACAUUCCAUGUUUAGCCAUGAAUGGCGGCUCAUUGGGAAUUGUGGGUUAAAUUUCGGUGAUGGUGGGUAUUGGGGACAUCCAGUUGACAGGACCGGUUCUCGUUUCGGAAUCCCUGGCCGUACCCUGUCUGCUGGGUAUGGAUUUUUUUUGGCUAAGAUGCCCCUAAAAAUCCUCGUAGACCAUUGUUGUAUUGAAUUUCCCUCUGGCCGUAGUAUGGCAUUUUUAUCUUCCCCCACCCGGUUGCGCACGGCACACACCAUGGUUCAGGUGCUGGCGAGCAGAACGGUUGUUAUUCUGCCUAGCGUGCAAAUGUUGGUGCGGCUGCGUAAGCAGUUCGACAAGGUGGACACCGCCGGGAGGAUCCUGUUAGGCCCCUCGAAUACAGCGACCUGGGGUUUAACAUUUCUGGGUGCGCAAACACUCGUUUCCAACGACCGGGAGCCCUUUAUCCAAGUCCUUAACGCAGGGUUAGGCGCAUCCGUGAUACAGGAGGGCACCGUCCUGGCCCACACGUCGGCUGCGGGUUGCGACGGGCUCAUUGUCGGGGGUGUGAAGGUUGGGUCGACCCCGGAGAAAGGAUCCGAGGGUGGGGAGAAGUGGGUUGAGGAUCCCUGCUCCGAGAAUCCCGAAUUGUCCGACAUGCAGAGGGCUGAGUUACGUUCACUCUUGCUAGAGUUCUCUGACAUUUUCAGUAAAAACAAAUACGACGUGGGCCGUACUACCCUUUUGAGCCACCACAUUGAUACGGGAAACACGGCUCCAGGUUAAGCCCCAAGGAAAAAGAACAUGUGCAUCAGGCGGUCGACGAUAUGUUGGCUGCUGACAUCAUUGGCCCUUCUAACAGCCCGUAGGGUGCUCCCAUUGUUCUGGUGAAAAAACACAACGGGAGUUUGCGUUUCGGCAUUGACAUUCGCAGACUUAACAAAAUCUCUGUGGCUGACACGUACCCCCUACCACGUAUAUAUGACUCGUUUGAUGUUCUGUCGGGGGCGAGGUUCUUUUCCCUGCUUGAUCUGCUGUCAGGAUUUGGCAACUGCCCCUAGAUGACAGCUCAAGGCCCAAAACUGCGUUCCGUACGCCACUAGGGCUUUUCAAGUUUAACCGGCUUCCGAUGGGUCUCCGCUCGGCUCCAGCUACAUUCCAAAGGCUCAUGGAGUUGGUAUUCACGGGGCUCCAGUGGGAUUCCUAUUUAAUAUUCUUGGACGAUGUCAUUGUCUUUGGUCGCACGUUUGGAGAACAUCUACAGUGAUUGCGAGCGGUCUUUCUUAAAAUGCGGGCCGACAACCUAAAAUUUUAACCCCAGAAGUGCCACCUGCUCCAGAAGUCAGUUCGAUACCUGGGCUACAUUGUAAGUGAGACGGGGAUAGCUACUGAUCCCCAUAAGACCGCGUGCAUACGAACAUGGCCGACCCCGAAAUCUGUAGGGGAGGUGCAAAGUUUUGUUGGAUUCGCCUCCUACUACCGUCGGUUUGUGCCCGGAUUCACUGCCACUGUGAAACCCCUCCACGCUCUCACGACCAAAGGUCAAACAUUUCACUGGGGGGAUGAGGAGGAGGCAACAUUUCUUGCGCUCUGAGACGGGUUGGUUAACGCACCUCCCCCGCUUAGAUACCCCGGAUUUUCACUGCCCUUUCUUCUUGAUACAGACGCCAGCAAUACCGGCAUCGGUGCCGUGCUAUCGCAGAUAGUGGACGGGGUAGAGAGCGUAGUAGCGUAUGGCAGCAGAGUCCUUUCACCGGCCGAGCAGCGCUAUUGCUUCACGCGAUGGGAGCUGCUGGCCAUGGUACCGUCCGUACCUUUAUGGCAGGGCCUUUGAGGUACACACAGACCAUGCCGCUCUUCAGUAUGCGUUGCGUAUUGAACAGCCAUCCGACCAGUUCUCCUAAUGGUUAGACAUCCUGCAGGACUACUUGUUUAUAGUUUCCUACCGGAAGGGUGCUCGGCAUGUAUAUGCGGAUGCGCUGUCGCGACUGCCGCCGGGUGACGGGUGCGCGUGUCUCAUUGGAUCGGGCCACUGUAAACCGGCUUUGGAGGUGUCAUCUCCCUCCUUUGUGGCGUCGGCGGAUGUUCCACCGCCCGACUGUUCAGAUGCUCCGGAAGCAUGCGAUUCCUCCAUUGGGUUGUCCCAUGCUGAUUGGGGGCGCCUCCAGGCGGAGGAUGCCUCCCUGUUAAAAUUGUGACGCCGCGUCGUGGAUGCCAGGGACGGGGGGGACUGCCACGGAGUAGCCUGCUCAUUCUUAAGGGGGGUCUGUUGAUGCGCUGGGAUGGCGGGUUGCGCUGCUAUAGUAUCGUUGUUCACAAGGAGCUGAUGGGUAAAUUAAUUGUGGCGAUGCACGAAUGCCUAAUGCACCUGGGUGUUUGUAAGACCCUAGCAACCCUCAGGUUAGACUUAUUUUGGCCUGGAAUGUCAGGUGAUGUGUACAAUGUUCUGAAGGGGUGUACACAAUGCGCUCGGCAGAAACCACCGCUAAAAAUGUGCUGCUGGCCCUUACAAUCUAUUCGGGUUUCCCGGAUUAAAGAGCUCGUCACGCUUGACGUCCUUGGACCCUUUCGACCACUAGUGGGCGUCGAAUAUUUCUCUCGUUGGCCUAUGGCCUGGCUGAUUCCCAACCAGUCAGCGGCGGUUAUUACGGAGGCGUUCCUUCACGGGUACGUGUUGGAUAAGCGGGCCCCGGAGCGCCUCCUUACUGAUCAGGGCAAAACAUUUUCUUUGAAAUUACUUAAGGAGGUAUGUGACCUAUUGGGCACCAAAAAGGUCCGUACGUCGCCCUACCACCCCCAGACCGAUGAGAUGGUAGAGCGUCUACACAGGACCCUGACUUCUAUGCUGAGUCAGCAGGUCAGCAAGUCCCAGGGCGAUUGGGAUUUACAUAUCCCCGGGGUGCUCGCAGCCUACAGAACGGCCCCUCAUGCGUCUACUGGGUUCUCGCCAUUUUUUUGUAUGUACGGCAGAGAGCAGGACCCGCCAAUUGAGUCCAACUUAAGACGGGGCCGAGUAAGUCUAAGGUCAACAUGUCCGAGCACAUGCGCCUUACCCUGCCAGGCUUCCAGGCAUAAUUCUGCCUCAUGGCAGUGGGCAAACGAAAGGUUGAGGCGACUCCGUGUGUCGGGCAGGACAUGGGCUCCAGGUGACAAGGCUUGGCUGCACUGUCCUCAAGUGCCGGUGGGUACUUCCCCAAAAUUGUACAAACCUUGGAGAGGUCCGGUCGACGUGAUACAGGCCGACAGGCCUCAAUGUGUGAAAAUUCAGUUCGGCCGAUGGUCCUGGUUUGUUCACCCGUCACGACUCAAACCGUUUGUUGCUCCGAGAGUGUCCCCUUUAUCUCCUUUACCCAAGGGCCGAGUGUCCAGUGUGCCCGAGGAGCUGAGAAAGGCAUCUGCUGAGGUCGUACCUCAGGGGAAUUCUGUGCCGCCCACAGGACCGAAGCGUCUGACAUCCUCGCCGGAUGAGUCAACCACGGACGCUCAGCAUGGAGCGGAUCGCCCGUCAAAGAGCCGUUCUCCGCCGACUGUUGUGUCUUCUCGAGCGGGGCCGCGCCCAUUAGGCCAUGUUCAAAUUCCCACCAGGUCUCCCAGGGAGCCCAGGCCCACCUCACCUGGGGGCCUGGCUACACGGACUCGUUCGAGGACUGCCAGAUUCAAGUAACUCCCCUACACCGUGCAGUGUUCCCAUGUAGUUUUGCUGCUUGUCGCACUCCUGAGUCGAUCGGGUCAUUGGCUGAACCUGGUCCUUCUCGUACUCAGGGGUGCUGUCACACACAGGGCGGGGAUAUGCUUUUGGGGUGGGGGGGAGCUGGGGUGCUGUACAUUGGCAAUGUUUUUUUUAAUUGUGUUAUUGUUGUCCUCUCUCUCCUCCAUCUCUCUUUCUUUCCCCCCCCUUUUUUUCUAAAUGUCUAUACAUUUUGUAUAUAUAGUGUUUAUUGCGCGGUCUGCGGUUAUUUAUUGAUGUUAAUGGUUGGGAGGCACAUCCUUGCGUUGGCAUUUUUGAGAGCCGGGACGGCUGUGUUUUAAGGAUGGGGGGGGGGGGGAUGGGGGAUGAUGUGGUGGCCUCGAGGGGACCACCGCGGUGUAGAGACAGUGCCGUGUGAGGGGUGGUACUGGAAGGGCGGAGCCCGGGUGUCGCUGAGAAGGGGGUCGCGUCAGGACGUGACCACGAGGUGAACCCAGGAGGACACGUGACCGGACGAGAGGAGGCAGGGAGGCCCCAGUCGGGGGUGAGAGGAUCAUGUGAUGGAGAUCCAGAGUCCCCACGAGAGUUCUGGAAGGGGGGCGUGGCCAUGGGCGGAGCCAGCCAGGCCAGGGGAGUUAUAAGCGGGGUCCCGAGAGGGAUCGCGGCGCUCAACUCUGGGAAUGAAGUCGCCAUCCUCGAUCCUCGUUCCUCGGUCUCCGGUCUCCACGUGUGGACCAGGCAGCCGUUAGCUGUCCGGGUCCAGCUAUAGAAUUGUCUCUCCGAGUGUCAGUUUAGUUAGCCGUGGUGGUCACCACCCUAUGCUGUUAUCCUGUUAGAGUUACCCGUUGUGUUCAAUAAACGUUUUGCCUACAA